Molecule: messenger RNA, 2107 nt
Organism: Moneuplotes crassus
Lineage: Eukaryota; Ciliophora; Spirotrichea; Euplotida; Euplotidae
Source: the annotation of a GenBank genome assembly
AUUAUAUUAAUAAUGGCUGAAUCAAUAUCCAUUCCUCAGAUUCCUCUCUUUAAGAACCAAGGAGUCAACUUUAAGUUCCUAAAAACUUUUGAAGAGUUUUUGAGAAGCCAGGAUCUCACAAACAAGAGCAAAAUUUUAGAUACCAUCUAUGACCACGAUGUAAUAAUCCACUAUAAGAAAGUCAUUGAGCUGGCUUGGAACAAUUUUCUAAAAUCUGGCAAUGAAGAGUCUAAAGCAGCUCAUGUCACUCCUGAGAGUAGCUCUGUGAUAUACAAUUGCAUUGUGGACUUCUUGGUAGGAAUCAGCAGCUACAAAAUCAAACUCAAAAUAAUCUUCGAUGGGAUCACUCCAAAAGCAUAUGCUGAUGUUAUCAGCACUACCUCAGAGGAAGAGGAAAGCCCUCAUAUUGACUCAUUAUAUCCAUACGAUAAUUUCGGUGCUUCAGAGCUGGUCAAAGCAGUGCAGGUGCUUAAAGAUAGCAAUUAUUCACAUACUUGCAUGUUUGCUCCAUACAACGCUACUCCACAGAUAUUUUUCCUUCAUGACAACUACUUAGCUUCAAGCAUCUGAGGAUACCCAGAUUUAUUACUUUAUGUAUACUACAACUUCAUAAUAGAUAUCGACCUCACAAGCGGAGAAAUAGAGUGGGUUAAAUAUAGAAAAGACCACAAUCUUAAUAAAAAGAGCUGACUAGCAAAAAUGUUCCUCAAUAAUGGGUAUAUCACACAAAAUGGAGAGAAGCACAAGUUUAAUACGGUGGAUAGCAUCCAGAGACAGGCCUUCAAAUGAAACAAUGAUGAUAAGUAUUUCCUCAAGGAUGAGAAGUUGAAAGGUAUCUGACAAAUCCUUGAGAAUCCUUUCAUUCUCAACCUUGAAUUUGAAGUCCAAGCUCUCUCUACUUCAACUGAUAGCAAAGCAGUUUACCAUCUCAGGGAGGAUAUCUACGGGAAGAGGCAUAGCAAGAUAGCCUACUUUUCCCUUUUCCUUGGCAAAUUUGCUCCAAAAGUCUUAGAUUUGCAGACUCUCGGACUAAAUGAAGAAGGAAAGUUGAAACCCCAACUCGUUACUCCUUUGGAGCAAAAGUAUUUAAAAAUUCACUCAGAUAUUUUCUCAAAAGCUACUCAAAAUAUAUCGUCGGCUUCUAGCAUAGAGGAAGAUAAAGAGCAAGGAUCCGACCUUUACGAUCCAUUGCUAGUGAAAAUAAUUAACUCUGAAGAAGUAUAUGAGCUAAUAGACGGGACUAACGAGAAGAAGCUAAACACAUUUAGAUUCACCUGAGAAUUGUUAAUGAAGUAUUUUGACGAAGAAAAAGAGACAGAGUCCUCAACCAGCCAGACACGUUUUAAUAAAAACCAUAUAUGGACAUUAAUCAUUCUAAAUUUACUUAAGGAGCUAAACUUCUAUACAGAAGCAGGAAUUAAGGAUAUUGCUAGUUUCUACGCCAAUGUUCAUGAUCUAAAUGAUGACCAACAUCUAUUCAUUAUCCUCCUUAUGAUUAAAACUGGAUUCUUAUUGGAUUUUUCUGCAGUAACAAAUUCCGAAAAAUCUCUCGAAGAAAAUGCCAUUAAUCUUGUCUGAGGGGUAGUAUCUCUACUGGAUAUUGAGCUUUCAGAACCAUGGAAUAUUUGCGCAAUCCAAGAGGAUAAAGAACUAAAGAGCUUUUAUUAUAUCUCAAACACACUCAAAGAUUCAAUUAGAAGUUACUUUGAAACCUCAUUGCACAGAUUGAUCCAUACAGAACAAAAAGUCAGACCAGAGGAGCAUGGGAAAUUAUUCAACCACAUAAAGUUCAAGGAUAACAAUGGACUAUUGUUUGCAACUAUUCUAAAAUCAGUUCUACAGUUUAAACCAUCCACAUCCGAGAAUCAGGAGUCUUCAUUUUCAGAUGCCUUAAAGCCAUGGCUUAAAUACAUCACUGCAGAGGACUUCAUUUCUGUGCUCAUGGAAGCUCUUAACUUAUGGGAGCUGGUCUUCCAAAUGGUAACAGAUCUCUCAGAGAAAUCAAAAAUAAGGUAUCUUGGCACAGCCUUCUCAAAUGGAAACCUAGUCCUAAAAAGCAAAAUUAACGAGCUAGGAAUUGAUAAGCUUCUUUAAGUUUUCAACUCUC